Molecule: messenger RNA, 1107 nt
Organism: Chlorella variabilis
Lineage: Eukaryota; Viridiplantae; Chlorophyta; Trebouxiophyceae; Chlorellales; Chlorellaceae
Exons: 8
Coding region: 1-1107 (368 amino acids)
Cellular component (GO): peroxisome
Molecular function (GO): L-alanine:glyoxylate transaminase activity; L-serine:pyruvate transaminase activity
Source: RefSeq, a predicted model, not a curated record
AUGGGGCCCGGCCCCGCCAACGCCCACCCGCGCAUCCUGGCCGCCCAGACCCUGCCCCUGCUGGGCCACAUGCACCCUCCAUUCCUGUCCAUCAUGGACGAGAUCCGACAGGGCCUGCGGUACCUGUUCCAGACCUCCUCCAACUACACGCUGCUGGCCAGCGGUACCGGCCACGCGGGCAUGGAGAUGGCGAUCGCCAACCUGGUGGAGCCAGGGGACACGGUGGUGGUGGGCAACAAGGGCAUCUGGGGUGCACGCGUGGCCGACAUGGCCGAGCGCUUUGGCGCCAACGUGGUGGAGCUCAAGGUGGCGGCAGGCAAGACCUUCUCGCUGGCGGAGCUGACGGCGGCGGUGGAGCAGCACAAGCCCGCCCUGCUCUUCCUCACGCAGGGCGAGUCGUCCACCGGCGUGCGGCAGAGCCUGGCGGGCGUGGGCGAGGUGUGCCGCAAGCACGGCGCGCUGCUUCUGGUUGACACGGUGGCCUCGCUGGGCGGCGUGCCGCUGCUUGCCGACGCCUGGGCCGUCGAUGCCGUGUACACCGGUAGCCAGAAGUGCCUGUCGGCGCCGCCGGGGGCCGCGCCGCUCAUGCUGAACGAGCGAGCGCUGCAGAAGGUCAAGAACCGCAAGACAAAGGUCCGCUCCUACUACUUUGACCUCAACCUGGUGGGAGACUACUGGGGCUGGUUUGGCUCCCGCUCCUACCACCACACCGGCAUGGUCAGCAUGUGGUAUGCCAUGCGCGAGGCGCUGGCGGUGCUGUCUGAGGAGGGGCUGGAGGCCAGCUGGGCGCGGCACGAGGCGGCGCACCAGCAGCUGUGGGCGGGGCUGAGGGAGCUGGGCCUGGAGCCAUUUGUGGAGGACCCCAGGGACAGGCUGGCCACAGUGCCCGCGGGCGUGGACUGGGCCGCGCUGUGCAAGCACGCCAUGGAUGCGUACGGCGUGGAGGUGUCUGGCGGGCUGGGCCCCACCGCAGGCAAGGUGUGGCGCGUGGGCCUCAUGGGCUACAACGCCAAGCCCGCCAACGUGGAGCUGGUGCUGGUGGCCUUCAGGACGGGCCUGGCCAAGCAGGGCUACAAACCCGCCGCCGCAGCCGCCGCCACCGCCUAG